UUGAAAGUAAAUUUUGAUUCAUUUUUGAAAUUUUUUUUUGUUUCGCGUCUUAUAGCACGAGACAAUUUGAAUCAAAAAAAAAAUAAACAACAUAUAUUUGAAUUUGAAUUUGUUUUCAAAAUCAACAACUUCUUGACAACCAAGCAUAUAUAGAUUAUUAUUAAUGAAUUAACAUUCACAUGCCAUCACAAUGUCGUCAUCAUCAUCAUCAAAAUGGUUCAUUGUUUCAUUUGUUGUUGGAUCUUGUUGUUUAAUCAAUACCAUAAAUGCUAAUCCAUAUGGUUAUGGUUACAGUGCUCCAACCAUAAAACAAACUGCUUUACAACUUGAAGCAAGUGUUGAAAUUGAAAAACCAGCUGGCCCACCAAAACCACCUGAUUAUGAAGGUGGACCAAGAAUUGAAUUAAAUGUUCCGAAACCAAUGUACGCACCAAUGCCAAUGUACCCACCAAAGCCAAUGUACGCACCAAAGCCAAUGUAUCCAAUGAAACCAAGUGGUUAUGGUCCGAAAAAAUAUGCUGCACCAAGCUAUUAUAAACUUCCUUCGACCGGUGUUCCCUAUUAUGAAACAACAACAAAAAAAGCUCCAUACAAAAGUUCUUCAAGUAAUAAAUUAAUGUAUGCCCCAAAUGGAAACAUUGCUGAAACUCAUUAUCAUGGAUCGUCGGAUUAUGAUCAACAACAAUAUUCAUAUCCACAAGAUUAUUAUGGUUAUAAUCAUGAUCAAUAUGAUCAUUCAGCCGAAUAUCAUCCAUAUUCAUCACCAAAUGAACGAGAAACUUACACACAAAGUGUCCAGGAACCACAACAACAUGUUAAUCAUCGAGUUAUUUAUCUACCUGCCGAUGCUGAUUCUGAAUCAGUAUAUCAAGCACCACCAGCACCAUCAACUGAUUACUCUGAAUAUUCAUCAUCUGGAAAAUUACCAGAAAGUUCUUCUGAACCAGUAUACGAUCCUCGAACAUCAAUGUAUCAUAAAAUUUCACAAAUUUCUUCUGAUACUAAUCGACCAAUAGGUAAAGAUCUUUCCGUUUCUCGACAUGAAAAUUAUGGCACUGUCAUUAAUAUUCCUGCUGCCUCGGAACACAUGAUGACAUUUAUGAAACCGGAUACUGAUGGAUACCAUAUGAUGGAAAGCCAUCGGUACAGCCAAUCUGCUGCCCCGGAAAUUGAACUGAUAUGAACAGCCAAGGAUAAAGCAACAACAAUCGAAAAAGUCGACCAGAACACCAUACGAAAUACAAAUUGGAACUAUGGCAGGAACGAAUAAUCUAUUGCAGAUGCCCAUUACAACUUUAUCCCUUGAUAACAUGAUGAUGAGCUAUCCAUCGAGUGUUGAACCAGAAUAUUUUAAAAACUAUCAAUUUCCAUUGGACUAUUUGAACGAUUCAUCAUCAUUCGAUACAAAUGAAGACGUUCAAUAUGUUUUAGUACCAAUCAAUAAUGAUCUAUUCAAUACUAAAGCCAAUUAUUAAUUCACAAUUGAUCAUUCUAUUGUAUUUUUUAUCUCAUCUUAUAUAUCAACAUAAUUUUCAUAUUUC
Molecule: messenger RNA, 1541 nt
Organism: Dermatophagoides farinae (American house dust mite)
Lineage: Eukaryota; Metazoa; Arthropoda; Arachnida; Sarcoptiformes; Pyroglyphidae
Source: RefSeq, a predicted model, not a curated record